This is a messenger RNA of Peronospora matthiolae, 738 nucleotides long. NCBI's taxonomy places the organism in Eukaryota, Oomycota, Peronosporomycetes, Peronosporales, Peronosporaceae. The record is from the annotation of a GenBank genome assembly.
AUGAUAGCGUUUCUCCACAUGAUCAAGUUUGCUAUGAAUAACGCAGUUCAUGAGUCAACCGGACUGACACCCUUAUUCUUCAACAACGCUCGUCAUACUCGACCUCAUGUUCUUCUCGGUAAACCUGAUCUAUCUACUCUUGGUGGGGGAGGGAUACCAGACGAUCUGGCAACGAGUUACAGUGCUCCAGCGACUACUUCGCCACAUUUUGACCGUGGCGACUAUGCAGAAGGACUGGCAUCUACUGAAGAUACAACAGCGAACGCGUCGCCAUGUGACCAUAACGACCCUAGGACUGUGUCUGUCACAAGUGGACUGACAUCGGCAGUUUUCGAGACAGCAGUGAUCACUGCUCACGCCCGCUCAUCCACGCGAGGCAAUUAUCGACCACUGAAUGUCGACGACACGACUUGGUGGGUCACCGAGUCUUCAAUCAACCUCACGCGCCGUUCAGACCAUUUCAGACACUCUCAACGAGCUUCACCUACGCUUGACUCGUGCUCAGAGGCAUCGCCGACGAGCGAUCGUCUUAAUGAAUCGGCGGACAUCAAAGCGUUUGUCCAACAGCGUCAAUUUGUCACGCGUUUUGUGUGUGACGCUAUUGCAAAUGCUGUCGAUAAACAGAAAGCGGCCGCUGAAAAGCGCGGUCGCACCAAUCAUGAGAAGUUAACUAUUGGCGACAAGGUACUACUAUCGAAAACAGGUAUUUCAGACACGGCUAAUACCAACGUUGGUUGA